GGAGAGCAGCGGAGUGGAUCAUAGCCCAGCACUACAGAGAGAGAGAGAGAGAGAGAGAGACAGAAAAGAAGAGAGAGAGGGGGAGAGAAUGUGAGUGGAUUCCUUCGCUAACUCACACUCACACUCGUCCGCUCUCUCCCUCUUAGUCUGUGUUGUUAUUUUUUUUGGUCUCCCUCCCGGGGAGCGUUCUUUCGUUUCGCUCCAGGCCAGAGCCGCCUCCAGCCGGCAGAUCCAGCAGCUCGGCUCUGCCCUCGGGGUCUCUCCUUCAGGAUGGGCAGCGCCACCAGCCCUCGUGCCAGCCAGACCCAGCCCCCGGCGACGGCCGAGCAGGACAGCCCGCCGCAGGAGGAGCCCCCCAAGGGACCCGAGGUACUGACCUCGCUGGAGCGCCUGUCCCAGGCCACGGGGGGCAUGGAGAAGUCCUGGUACCGCUGCAUCUUCCCCUUCGGCCUCAUCUCCCUGGUGAUCGGGGUGGCGGGCACGGGCGUCGCCUUCACUUUCGACGACCUGCCGCUCACCAAGGUGGUGUCGCUGGUGCUGCUGGGGGUCGGGAUGGUUCUCGUGCUGCUGGCGGGCGCUUGCUGGAUGGCGCACCGCGAGAAGCGGAGGAAAAGGAAAGAGGGGGGGUCCUGUGGCUCAGAGCAGUGCGCCAUCUGAGGCCCGGCCCCGGCCCAGGGUGUCCGGGGGAGGGGAGCCGUCAGCCGAAACAUCGCCGCUUCCUCUGAGAGGAACUCGGGCGGUCCAAGUUCUUGACUGGAGAGGACCGGAAGGGAGGGUAGAGAGCGCGAGGGACAGCGAGGGGGGCCCGGCACCAGACUGGGAGGUCCACCGUCAGCGCUUUCCUGGCAUGCGGCUCCGCUGUGCUUGCACGGCCUGCUACCUUACAGCAGGUGCCAUGGGUCUAAACCGGUGCCACGGACACACGCACGAGCACACACACACACACACACACACACACAC
Messenger RNA from Megalops cyprinoides (Indo-Pacific tarpon), 960 nucleotides. Its product is annotated as transmembrane protein 100. Gene Ontology annotation, biological process: cellular response to BMP stimulus. NCBI's taxonomy places the organism in Eukaryota, Metazoa, Chordata, Actinopteri, Elopiformes, Megalopidae. The transcript has a single exon. Bases 271 to 657 code for a protein of 128 amino acids. The record is from RefSeq and is a predicted model, not a curated record.